AUCCCCGACGGUGCGUGCGCAAAUCGAUCGCCGUACGAAUACGUUAGUUUGUGUGCGUGUGUGUGUGUGUGUGUGUGUGCGUUUGAGCGUGGACGGGUGCUCGGGGAAGGGAUUUGGGAGCGCGCAAACGCCGCCCGGCGGCACAGCGACAGCGUCAUCACCGGCAGCACCGGCAGUCGGCGGAUCGGCGCGUUCCGUGUGUCUGGCCUAGUACACAUCGUUGGCUGUGUAAUUGUUGUCGUCGUACUUGGGUACGUACGUGUGUUUGUUCGCAUACCACGGUACAGGCGCCGCUCGCGCGUAACGUACUGAAGCACGCCAAUACAGCCGCGCUGCGCCGUACACGUCACGCUACACGACAGUGGUAUACACCCGAUCCUGCCCGAGCCCCGCUGACUCCGACAUCGCCGUUUCCAUAUUAAUAUUAUAAUAACAAUAUUACCAUUAUAUUGUUACGAGUACGGCCGAAGACCACGCCGCCGGGGCGUCGCCGACGACGAACGCCGUGCGCCAGACGCCGCCGUCAUGACGCCCGUCAUCAAUUCGACGACGUUGGCAACCGUGCCGCUAGCGUGACAUGGACAAGCGUGCGGAACACGUGAGGAAAUUGCCUCCGUUGGCCUCGUCCGAAGAUCUCAGUGAGGAUUUAUUAGACAGCCCGGAAGCUGACGCCAAAAACAAAUGUUUGGAAGACAUCGAGGAAGUGCCGAACACGCCGGCCAAGGCGUCAAGACAACAGACGAUAUGUUUGGCGAUGCCAAACACUCCGAGGAUAGACAUCUCUCGAGCCAGCAGUUCUUCGCAUCACGACGACAGUAGUCCCGAGAGAGAUUUGUUUGUCGAUGCUGACGGAAAAUCAGUUGAAUCUGUUAAAUCUGGUCUAGGAUAUACGGAAGAGAUUAUACCUGACCUCCAUAGCAGUACUGAAGAAUUAAACUUUCACGACUUAACGGAAUCGGAAAUCAGAAGGCGGCGGUCAAAACUGCAGCCUCAAUACGCGGUUUCUGACGCUACUAUGGAUACGGAUUUUGCUGCUGAUCGAAGAGAUACAGCUAGCGAAUCCGGUUUUUUGUGCAUUAGUGGUCGUAGUAGCCGAGUUUCUUCAGUAGGAUCAGUACAUUCUACUGCCUCCAUAGCUUCUGCAGCAUCACGAUUGUCUGCUGCAUCGAAUUAUUCCAGAGCUUCCAGAGGUUCAUCACCACAUAGAGUUCUUUUGGAGACAUCAUUUUGUGGUCCAAAAUCACCCGAACACUUUGCCAAUCGCCAACUGAUCCCUUUCAACGACGACGACGACGAUUUAAGUGAACCAACUGUCAGGCCAAAAUUAGCAGACAUUGAAACUCAGACAGAACGAAGACCAAAAAAAGUACACGUAGAAUCUGUCAAAAAGGAAAUAAAAAACGAUCAAGUUAAAGCAAAAGUAAAGAAAACUAAGUCAAAAGAAAUAAAAGAGGUUAAAGAAAUAAAAGUGGUCAAAGAAAUAACAGUUACAAAAGAUCUGACCAUGGAAAACGAAUCAAAAGAAAAAAAAACAAAAACAAAACCUACUUCAAAAGUAAAAGUCGUUCUUGAUAACCCAAAACAACAAAAAUUUGUACCACUAGACAGUCUUGAUGACGACGAUAUAGAAAUAAUUCAGGGUAAUGCACCAAAACAAGUUCCAACAGCUAUACCAAGGGAAAAGUCAUCUCGCCCAAAGAUAUCUACAGGAGAAAAUCAAAUUUACAUUCCAUUAAACCCUGAUCCGAACGAACAAGGAUCUGCAAAUCCUACUAGUCCUAAACGAUUAAAGCCGUUUACAAAUCGGACAUUAGUAGAUUUUAUCAAUAGAGAUCCGGCCACUAUCGAAUCUUCUAAAAGAAUAAGGAGACCUAUAAGAUCAAGCUCACCAGGAAUCAGAGAAGAAUUUAAAAAGUUCAUAUCAAGUACAGAUGAAGAGGCUGACGGAGCUCCGAUACAACCUGUCAAGUUAAGAAAACAAAUGAGUAUUGAAAUGACUAAAAGAAAGUCUAUAGAUCAAGAUUGUUCUUCCAGAUCCAUGUCACCGUCAAUAUUUGAAGAGUUUCAAAAGUUUAUUUCUGAACCAGAAGAUGGAGAUAUAAAUGUUACAAAACUUGAAACAAAAAAUCGUUGUUCAGCCAUUUCCAUUACGAGCCGUGAAGUACAAUCUGUAGUUGGGGCUGGACUAACAGAUAGCCCAAAACUUGGAAGAUCCUUAUCUCCAUCAAUACACGAAGAAUUUCAUAAAUUUAUGGCACAACCAGACGACGAAGAAAAAGGUAUCAUACAUAAAACAUUACCUCACACAGCAUACAAAAACCCUAUCGAAGGUAGUCCUUCAUUGUCGACUUCAAGUAACAUUCGUUCCAUCUCACCCAGUAUUUACGAAGAGUUCCAAAAAUUCAUUGUAGAACCAGAAGGUAAUGAUAAUUUACUACCAGCACCACCACCGAGAAAACACGAUAAUGAUUUACAUCCAGAUGAAGUUUCCUGUAGUAGAUCUGUAAGUCCAGGAAUUCUAGAUGAAUUCCAAAAGUUCAUAAGUGAACCAGACGAUGAUUCAUCGGGUAGAAGAAUAUGUGAUCCUGCACCACCCGCAAAAAGUCAACAAAUGAUUAAAGUUCAAGUACAUUGUACACCUGGAAGUCCACCGCCGGAACAAAUAGUCAUUAAAAAUUCAGGAAGACCUAAAUCUGACGAUCUAGUGAAAAUCAUACCACUUAAAAGCGAAGACGACGAUUCAGGUCAGCUACAAUCUGUCUCUUCAUCGCAAGCUCAGAUCCUCAGGAGGCGUUCCGAGUCUUCCAAGGAAGCCAGGCCGAAAACCGGUACAAUGGAUAAAUCUAAGGACCGUAGAGGAUCAAGUCGUUCGCUGUUGGGAUCACUUCUACACCGAGCUAGCAGUUUUAGAAGUAUUAACAAGAAAUCUCCAAAACGAUCUAGUGCCUCGGAGUUUGUUGAUAUUGAUCCAAAAUUCACUAACGUAGAGUUCAAAUUUAAUCAAGAUAUAGAAAAGGAUACGGUUAUAAUUCCAUUACACUCCCCUAAUGAUAGUUUUGACGAACUCGUUGUUAGCGAUUCAGAUUCAAAUAUCACAAGGGCAGUUGUUCACGUUUCAUAUGAACCUAAGCAAGUAGAAACAGAAACCGUAUCGAAUAAACAAUUAUUCGACGAUUUGGUAACACACCAAAACAAAGUGCUAAUAGAAUCAAUGGAUACAGUUAAUGUUGUUGAUGAUACUGUUAAAAGUGUUCAAAUCAUCAAAGAUGACAUUUGGAACGGUAACGAAAUCGAUGAUUGCAAAAUUACAAAUAAUUUAGUGAAACUCGAAGAGUCGUCAUUAUCACCUGGGUUCAGUAGAUCACAAGAUCCGGUGCACUCGGCCAACAGCAACGAUACAUCACCAGACUCGGAAGUGAUGUCGUCGCUUUCAGUUGCGGCCACCGAAGAAGAGAAGAAAAAAUUAUUCAGCCACCCAAAUUCGGUGGAAGAAGAAUUGCCACACGUCCCAACAACACUUCCGCUAGAAAGAUCGGUGGCCGUGCCAAUUAUACCCGUGAAGCACCGGAUCGCCGAGACGAAGACUUGUUCGUUGGAUAGGCCGACUCCUCGGUGCAGCACACCCAGUGCCACCGACUUGCCUUCGGGACUAGGCACUUACGCCAUCGCAGCCGCGUUCGAAGACUCGCCAGUCAUCGCCAGCAAAAUACAAAUCAUACUACCGAAAUUCAACAAGCCCGCAACCACCGUCCAGACACCGACUACCGAUCCUCCGAGGCGCCGCCGAGCCCGCAGCGUCAACGUGCCUGUGGGCUGCUCCCGAGGCCGCUGGGUGGACUUCGACGACGACGACGACGACAACCUCAAGCGCGGAGGAGAGGCGUCGUUCAAGCCCAGGUCGCCCAAGAAGAUCACCGUCCUACCCAUGUCCAUGAGACCCCGACGGCGAUCGUCGUCCACCCACGCGGACCACAGCCGUUGUGGGUGCGACUGUCACCUCCACGGGGGACACGAAACGUGGCCCGCGGUCACCAGGAACAGAAGCGACACGACUUAAACGAAACCCAAACCAAAAGAGUCGUCGUAUUUAUAGAAGUAUAAUGAACGACGGACCCAGUCGUCGUUUUCCGUCUCAGAAUUCGCUUAGGUGGUAAUGAUAUUAUAUAUUAUUCUAAUUCACUGUUACGAAAUACUGUUUAUAUACUGUUAUCAUAUUCAUUGCGAUUUUACUCACGUCGAAACGAUAUUUUAUAUUAGGUAUGUUAUUUAUAUUCAUUAUGUACCCGUCUAAUUAUUAAAAUAAUUAUGUUAUACUAUGUAUGAAAUAAAAAAUUUAAGAAAUAUUAAAAAUAUACUGUAUACUAGCUGCAGCGCCGUGCGGCGUGCGAGUUAUACAGAAUAUUGUAGACAAAGACGCGUAAACUGCAGCGUAGGUGUUCGGCCAUAGGCGACAAAAAUCGUGCUCAGAAUACAAAAUUCUGUAUAAAAAAAAAUAUAUAAUAAUAAAUUGAAAAAUAACAGUUAAAUUUUACGCACUGCCAUUCUUUAAAAAAAAUAUAAAAAAUAAAUGAGCUGACGACGGUUGUUGUACACCUACGUACGAUGAUUCUGUAAUAAUCUCCACUAUACGUUUAAUAAAUCGUCCUUUGGCCACUUUUUCACUUUACAUUUUUAAAAUAAUAUACAUAUUAUAAUGUAACGAUAUUCUUACGGUAAAGGUUUAAAAAUAUUCUAUUUAUUCAUUUUCAUAGAUGUUUUAUUGUUAUUAUAAUACUAUUAAUUUAUUAUUAUUAUUAUUAUUAUUAUUAUACAUGCGACAAUGUAUUCUGCGUGGAUAGAUGUGUUAAAAGUUCCUUUAAGGCCGACCCUGGCGAUAAUCAUAAUAUUAUACUUUUUUGCCACAAAUCGAUACGAACUUCGCGUAAUACGGAAAAUUAUUAUGCCACACAAUAUUAUUGAGCAAUUUGUAUGCGUCUAAACUCGAUAUUCCCAACAUAUUACAAAUCUAUAAUAUUAUAAUAAGACAAUAUUAUAAUUAUUUAAUAAGUUCAUAUUAUGGAACAAUACUAUAAUAAAUCGUACGUUUUUAUUCUGGUUAAUUGCGUGUGAAAAGCUGACCAAAGAUUCCAUGGAUGUAUUAUAGUAAGUACUUGAUGCGGGGCCAAUUUUGGUCAAGGAACUUUUUCAAGCAAAUACAUUUUUUUUUUUAGAAUCUUUCGACAUGUUUAGCAAAAAUUACACAUCUAAGUGUUAAAUAUAUUUAUUAUUAUUAUAUAAUUUAUUGUUAAGUUUUAAAUUCUAGAUGUUUUAGACCAAAUAAAUAGAAUUAAAAACGUUGAAUAGGUUAUAUAUUAAAUCAUUGUUGUCCCUCAGACAAUGCAAAUAUUAUGUUUUUCAAGUUUUUAGACCAUAACUUUUCCACUUGGAUGACUUUGUUCACUUAAUAAUUUAGUUGUUAAGAUUGAACUACAAAAUGAGCAAUUUUUUAUUGAUGCAGAGUAAUCACAAUACUAUACGUAUUGAUUAAUAAUGCAAUUUAGCUAAAUAAAAUGCUAAAAUAACUAAUUUGGCUCAUUCUUAAAUUGUAUUUUAUAUUGUUUUAUUUAAUUUUUUUCGAAACAAAUGAUUAUUGCAUGAAAUUAAGUCUAUUUAACGUACGUGAUUAAAUGUACGACUGAUUUGUUUCUAAUUUUUAACCCUAUUGUACAUGAAAAAAACAUGUUAUUUUAUACUGUUGUUAUUUGUGUAUUAUGUAUGAAAGAGAUUACUAUUAAAGCGAAAACAAUUUAUAUUAGUC
Messenger RNA from Myzus persicae (green peach aphid), 5797 nucleotides. RefSeq lists its product as uncharacterized. Bases 578 to 4057 code for a protein of 1159 amino acids. The transcript has 9 exons. The record is from RefSeq and is a predicted model, not a curated record. Lineage: Eukaryota; Metazoa; Arthropoda; Insecta; Hemiptera; Aphididae.